Messenger RNA from Fomitiporia mediterranea MF3/22, 261 nucleotides. RefSeq lists its product as uncharacterized. The annotation marks the transcript as partial. NCBI's taxonomy places the organism in Eukaryota, Fungi, Basidiomycota, Agaricomycetes, Hymenochaetales, Hymenochaetaceae. The transcript has a single exon. The record is from RefSeq and is a predicted model, not a curated record.
UCCCGUCUCACCAACCAUUACCCUGCCGCUUAUAAAGACUUCUUCGGUAUGCCCAGUGGUGCACCUUGCAUCUACAAGACAGGCCCUGCCUGGCCUGAACCUGCGGGUCCGCAAGCGCAGCGCUUCAUCCGUGAGGCGCGCCCUGUCUACAGCCACCCUAUUGCAGACUCCUGGCUCAAGAUUGGUACGGACAUCUACAAGUUCCUCGACUCUCAUAACAUCAAGUGGACCUCAAUCGACCCUGUUGGCUUUGCCAACGCU